CUGCACAUCCGGUUAGCCUGUCGUCUCUGGUUUUACCUAGAAACGUGGUCAAUAUGCACUCCAUGAAAUGUAUUGUUUAUGAUGACUUCUUUGGUUAAAAAAUGUGGGGGGAUAUUGAACACGAGGAGGCCACGGAAGAAUUAAUUGGAGGUGGGGAACUUCAUGAGAUAGAACUUGAAGAUCUAAUAUUCUAUGAGCGAUGUGGAGGAGGAACAUUUGGAAGUGUGUAUCGUGCAUUAUGGCGCUCACAGAACAUGAUUGUUGCUGUCAAAAAUAUUCUUGUCUUGGAAAAAGAGGCUCAGGUUCUGAGUGUAUUGUCUCACAAAAACAUCAUUCGAUUCUUUGGGGCUGUAAUUCAAGAUCCUAGCUUUUGCCUUGUUACAGAAUAUGCCAGUAAUGGAUCUUUAUAUGCAUUUCUGAGGAAUCCUAAUAAUGAACUAGACUUCAAGCGCAUUGUAAAAUGGGCAGAAGAUAUUGCUAGAGGAAUUCAUUAUCUGCACUCUGAAGCCCCCGUGAAAGUCAUUCAUAGAGACCUCAAAUCAAAAAACGUUGUGAUAAGCGAGGAUUGGAUAUGCAAGCUCUGUGAUUUUGGUGCCUCACGCUUUAUUGGCAGCACUACCAAGAUGUCUUUGGCAGGAACAUUUCCAUGGAUGGCACCAGAAGUGAUACAAAGCAUGCCAGUGUCUGAAUCCUGUGAUACUUGGUCCUAUGGUGUGGUAUUAUGGGAACUGCUAACCAAAGAAGUUCCUUUCAAUGGCAUUGAAGGAAUUCAAGUGGCAUGGCUGGUUGUGGAAAAAGGGGAGCGGCUGAUGAUUCCAAGUGAAUGUCCUCCACUCUUUGCACGGUUAAUGCGGCAGUGUUGGGAGUUGGAACCAAAGAAACGACCAUCAUUGAAACAGAUUCUUCAAGUUGUGGAGCAGAUGCAAGAUGAUGAGUCUCUGCCAGGGUUGACAAAUUCCUUUUUGGAGCAUAGGAAUAUUUGGAAGAAAGAAAUCCAGGCAACCCUUGACAGACUUAAAAGAGCAGAGAUUGACAUUAGCCUUAAAGAACAAGAACUGAAAGAGAGAGAAAUGAAACUAAAAGAAAGAGAGAAAAAUUUAGAACAGCAGUUUAAAGUUGUGGAUCUCGAUGAUCAUGAUGUUAAUACCUGGAGAGAUGUGGACGUUUAUCAGUGGGUCAUACAGCUUGGAUCAUCUGGUAACACACUGGACUUAGCCCAGUAUGCUGAAGUAUUUUUAAAGAAUCACAUCAAUGGCAGACGUCUUCUUCGUCUUACUCAAAAUGACCUUCGUGCCAUGGGCAUCAGCAGUGUUGGGCACAUCAUGGACUUGUUUACGGAGAUUCAGCUUCUCAAUGCACAUAAUAUACGCCUCUUGAACUUUCCUCCUCUUGUCAAGUGUGUAAACAGGGACUCUACUUCCUCUGUGAGCAGUACAGUGGUCUCGGAACAAAAGACGGUCAGCAUCACUCUCAUUUUUGGUCACCAUCUGCGUGCUGGGCAUGCACCAGAGGACACUAAAUGGAAAAUGUACCUGGAAGUAGAUACUGACCAGAGGUCUGAUGCUAACCCAGUCACCUUUGUCAAUGACGUGGCGUUCAUCUGCAAGAACCCCGCCUACGGCACGUUCAAGCUCAACUACCCCCCGUUUAUCAUGGACAGAUGGUGUCACGGUACGGUGCCCGAUAUGACCAUCGAAUGCCUGAUCAGUUACGGGCCAUCAUCCACAAGCCCAAGUCCACGCGGUUUCUGUACGAACUGGACGGCAAGGCUGCCUCAUCCGCGCAAAACAGUGACCUUGACCCUGACGAACGUCUCUUCUGCGCAGUCUUCUGGAGACAGUGUGUCCACGGUGGUGAGCGCAACGCCACCUGCCGGUCGCUCCUCGCUCAUGCAUAGUCUCAGCACGUCAGCCCUGCAGGGGGCAUGGAGGAAAGACUUCACGCCUGUGACACUGCCGGAGACGAGUAGAAAUAAGCCAGACUUAUGGGCCAGCGUUGUGGCAGGCCGAGUUCCCUCCCUGGCUUCCACCAGCGCGUGGCCCAAGCCAGUCCCAGGAACGACUCUCACAUUACCCGCCAAUCCACAGGUACCGGCCCCCCUGAAAACUACCACCAGCCCAGUUUCUGCCCAGGUCAGUCAGACAGGUAGUACGGCUAAGCCCGGGAUGCGAAGCUCCCUUUCUGUAGAGAGCCGAGUGGAGGAUGGAGUGGAGGAGAGAAGAGGGUCCAAGGUGACGUUUUACGUGGAUGACACAUCAUCUGCCAGCUCGCCGGCCAGCAGCGAGAGCGGGUUCAGCGAACACCACGCCCACGCUGGCUCCUAUGCCGACGCCAUCAAAAAGCUGCUACCGUCAGGGGAUGCCGGGAAGGAGGGUAGAGAGGUCACGCGAUACGGCGACAACGUGGACAAGAAGACGACACCGCCGGGCGCCAUGAAUCCGUGGACUUUUAGUCGACAGCAGGACAGCCGGGGGCGAGAGGAAUGGUCAGCCAGAGGCGAUACAUCGAGCAACAGGGGCUCUGACGUCACGGAGGGCGGGCGGGGUGGCAGGUGGGAGGGCAGAAGCGACUUCCGGAAUCAGGACAGGGGCAGCAAUCGCGGUUUCCGGGGAGGCUACCGAAUUUCCACCGGCAGAGGCUGGAAGGGGACGAAGCAAGAUGGCCGCGAGGAGACGGCAGCACAAGGGCGGAGCAGGGGCAGCCGCAGCGAGCCGCUCCUGACGCACGGCAUUGUUCCUGAUUACCGCCGGACAGUCAGCGCCGUGCAGCAAGCCACGCAAUCGCGCGGCAACGACGCUGCAGACACGACCACCAAACCUACACACAAGGCGACCGGAAAGUAAUGUUCCUAUUGCUGGGGUAUUCGCUGAUGUUUUGUUUUGAUGACACUAUAUAUAGAAAACAUCUUAACGUGCGGGAAACUUGUUUUUAGGCUUGUUGCACUUAAAUUUCGUAAGACAUUAAGAUACGUAUCGCGGUCAUUUUUAUCUGCAUCUUUUGUUGUAUACCGGUUAACUUGCAGGCAGUACCAAGCACCUUUACACUUACACACGUAUCUGUGCGUGCGUGGCUCUAGGCGACCAGAAACAGAUGCUUUUGAUUAUAAUUUUUGUGAUUUUAUUAUGUGUAUAUAUAUAAAAUGGUACAUGUUGAUACGAAGAAGAGACGGAGAGAGAUUGAAAGAAAGGUACACAUUAGAUUGAAGAUUGUUUUAUAGCUUGUUUUUUUAAGGGCCAUAUACAUGUACACACAGUCAGACCAACAAGACAGCUACCAUCACCUGAUCAGAUCAGACCAGGUGAUAAUUUUUCGCCACAGGACAGGGCACGACAGACUGAAGCACCAUCUUUACCGUAAGCUGCAUCUGGUGUCAUCCCCAAUGAGCUCUUGUGGAGAAGCAGAAAAAACCGCGAAGCACAUCAUACAGGUAUUUAGGUUCAUUGGUCCGAUAUUCAGGACUGUAAAAAGAUCCAGAAAUAUGUGUGUCGCAGCCGAGAUUGGAACCCCACGAAUCUCGACUCUUUUGAACAGUGUCGUCGCCAAGGAGGUAAGGGAUUGGUUUGGUCAGGAAGGUCCACCUCCUUUAUCUUCGUUUUCGUAGUCCAAUAGAGAAGAGAUCCCAUUGUGACCUGUGCUGCCAGUAUCAACUCCUGGCCCAACUCUGUUCUAGAACUGCGUUGUACAAGCGUUCGGACUUCUUUUUCACCACAUAAACUGGCUUCUCGGGCCCGGUUACCGUCUGACAUUUGUGGCCAUUUUGAUGUAUGGAAAGGAGAUAUGGGUGCUUACGGCAGCGGAUCCGAUGUGAUGGAAGGUUUGCUGCAGUUGCUUAUGCACAGAGGCUAGAAUUGUUCAUUUUAGGAAGGAAGGAAGGCGGGAAGAAAUGUGCUUGAAAUCUUUUGUAAUCAAGAAAAUGGCUUUCCCAGCAGUGGCUUUUCAAAUACCAGGCCUGUGCCAAGCGGAACGCGUCUUGCCCAUAGCAGUAAAUUGGUGCCUGCUUUUUUAAAAAUUAUUUUUUAAAGCAGAUGUUUACAAAGCCUUAGUCACGUGCUGUUGGAAACCGACUUUAUCGGGAUUUGUUUUUAAUCGGCAGAGUUUCCAACUUGUUGACACACACAUAUCUUCGUUUUUGAUGCCGUGCGUGCAUGUCUGUCAGAAUCGCGCAGAAAAUGGAAAGUUAAAAACAAAACACGUUUAAAGUCACCGGUUCUCACAAAUAAUGUCAGUUAAAAGAGAAAUCGAUCGUUUGGCAUGAAUGUUUACCGAAAUAUGUGCAGACGAUUGCGUGUUAGUAAAUGUUUUAGUAAAUGCCUGUCUUAGUCACGAUGCACUGCCUUUUCUGUACAAUGUGUUUUUCUAUACGCAUAAUGGAAGGUUGGUCCGAUUUUCACUUUACAUAUUGUUGUUUUUAUUUAGACUGUUUAUCUUUCAUUAUCUUUUGUUGGAUCGUGCAUAUCGGUGUGUGUUAGAGAGAGAGAGAGAUCGUUAAGUCGGAGUGUCUGGGACUGAAGAUAGGCUUGCCCGCGAUUGUGAUGGAAACUGGGGAUCAGAACUUUGUUGUAAGCUUUUGGCAUAUUUACAAAUUAUUUAAGCAAGUACGAGAAAUAAGAUUCUGGAAACUCUUUAUCAUGAAAUACUAUCGUCCCCUGGCGUGACAAUAUUUUUGAUACAAUAAAAUAUUAACUUGAAAUCGA
Messenger RNA from Pomacea canaliculata, 4694 nucleotides. Its product is annotated as mitogen-activated protein kinase kinase kinase 20-like. Gene Ontology annotation, biological process: protein phosphorylation. Gene Ontology annotation, molecular function: protein kinase activity; protein binding; ATP binding. Gene Ontology annotation, cellular component: cytoplasm. NCBI's taxonomy places the organism in Eukaryota, Metazoa, Mollusca, Gastropoda, Architaenioglossa, Ampullariidae. The record is from RefSeq and is a predicted model, not a curated record.